GUGAUCCUGUUAGUGCAGAAGUGGAUAAGCAUCUAAAACUUUUCCAGAGUUUGAAACCUCCAUUGUUUAAGGGAGGAGUUGAUGCUAGAAGUGCUGAAGACUGGAUCAUCAGGAUAGAGAAAGUUUUAAAAGGAAUGAGAUGUCCUGAUAAUAGACGUGUAUCUCUGGCAAUCUUUUUGCUAGAGGGUGAAGCUGAAAGGUGGUGGAGGGGACAACAGUUGGAAAAAUUCAGAGGAAAAUCUGAGGAACAAAUUAUGUGGGAGGAAUUUGAACAAGUAUUCAGGGAUUGGUACGUUCCUCCAUCAGCGAGACAAGCAAUGCAGGAGAAUUUUAUAAAUUUAAAGCAAGGAGCAAAAACUGUUAUUCAGUAUGAAGUAGAAUUCACAGCUCUGUCUAGGUAUGCUCCUCAGCUUAUCAGUACUUCUAAGGAAAAGUGUUACAGAUUUUUAAAAGGAUUGAGAGACUCACUGAGACAGCCAUUAAUUCCUCUUCGUAUAAAAGAUUUAGCUGAAUUAGUGGAAAGUGCCAGAUUGCUAGAAAAUGAUAUAGAAAUGAUGAAACAUAAAUGGGAGACUAAAGAUAGAAAGAGACAAUUUGAUUAUAGAGGUGGAUCAUCCAAAAAGCAGAAGUUCAAUCAGAAUCAACCACAACAGUCUAUGAGAUUACCUAUACUACCAGUUUGUACAACCUGUGGAAAAUCUCAUCCAGGGAGAUGCCUGAUGAAUUCAGGAAAGUGCUAUUUGUGUGGAGAACCAGGUCAUAUUAAGAGGAACUGUCCAAGGAAUGGUCAAAGAGGCACAGAAAUUAGAGGCAGUCAAAGGACAGAUUAUUACAUGGGUGCCAGACCACAGAUGAAUCAACCUGCUUUGAAGAUAAAAGGAGAAACCUCAAGUGAAGCAGUCAGAUCAGCACCAGCUAGAGUUUUUGCUUUAUCUUCCCAAGAGGCCAAAGACUCUUCUGAGGUGGUAACAGGUACUUUAACUAUCUCAGAUUUACCUGCUAGAGUACUUUUUGAUUCUGGUGCGUCACAUUCAUUUAUAUCUGAGAUAUUUUGUGAGAAAGUAAAUGUGGAACCGGUCUCUUUUAAUCCUGGAUUACAUGUUAGAUUACCUACGGGUAAUUAUUUGAAUGCCAGUACUAAAUGCUCAGUUGAAUUUAUGAUAAAUAGUAGAAGAUUUCAAACUGAUUUGAUAGUACUCCCAUUAGUGGAAUUUGACAUAAUCCUAGGAAUGGAUUGGUUAGUCAAGCACUUUGCAACUAUUGAAUGUUGGAAGAAGAAGGUCAGAUUUGAUUUGCCUGAAGAAGAAGUAUUUUAUUUUCAAUGUGAAAGAGGAGUAGUUUCUUCCUUGAUUGCCUUUAGUCAAGUGCUUAAAAGUCUAAGAGCUGGUGACUUAAUCUUCUUAUCAAAGUUAGAAGCAAUUAAAGCGGAAAGUAAUGAUAUAUAUUCCAUUCCUAUUGUGAAUGAAUUUAUAGAUGUUUUCUCUGAGGAAUAG
Molecule: messenger RNA, 1493 nt
Organism: Dendrobium catenatum
Lineage: Eukaryota; Viridiplantae; Streptophyta; Magnoliopsida; Asparagales; Orchidaceae
Exons: 1
Biological process (GO): proteolysis
Molecular function (GO): aspartic-type endopeptidase activity; zinc ion binding; nucleic acid binding
Source: RefSeq, a predicted model, not a curated record